This is a messenger RNA of Corylus avellana, 699 nucleotides long. RefSeq names its product RNA polymerase II, Rpb4, core protein (gene NRPB4). Gene Ontology annotation, cellular component: RNA polymerase complex. Gene Ontology annotation, molecular function: nucleotide binding. NCBI's taxonomy places the organism in Eukaryota, Viridiplantae, Streptophyta, Magnoliopsida, Fagales, Betulaceae. The record is from RefSeq and is a predicted model, not a curated record. Gene Ontology annotation, biological process: DNA-templated transcription initiation.
GGAAGGGUAAAAGUUGUAAUUUACCCAAAAACGAAUAUAUAUAGAAAACGCAAAAACCAGAGCGGAGCCUCGGCGACUGCCACCAGGUUUCCUUCAUUUUUCAUCAAUCGGAUAAAGUUUCAGUUUGUUCCUCAAAAUGUCUGCGGAAGAGGAAGAGAAUGCUACAGAGCUGAAAAUCGGAGACGAGUUUUUGAAGGCCAAGUGUUUAAUGAAUUGUGAAGUUGCUUUGAUUCUUGAGCACAAAUAUGAGCAGCUUCAACAAAUGUCGGAGGAUCCACUGAAUCAGGUUUCCCAAGUGUUCGAAAAGUCACUGCAGUAUGUGAAGCGCUUUAGCCGCUAUAAAAAUCCUGAUGCUGUUAGACAAGUGCGAGAAAUCCUCAGUAGAUAUCAAUUGGCUGAGUUCGAGCUUUGUGUUCUUGGCAACCUUUGCCCUGAAACAGUGGAGGAAGCUAUUGCUAUGGUACCAUCUAUUAAGACCAAAGGACGGGCUCAUGAUGACGAGGCAAUUGAGAAAAUGUUGAAUGACCUGUCACUUAUUAAGAAAUUUGAAUAGAGUAUCAGUACUGAUUCUGCACUCCAUAUGUUUUUCUAUUAUAUUUGAACAGAGUUGUAAUAGAUUACUACAUAUUUAUAUUUUUCUUAAUAUUUUAAUCAUUUUCAACCUAAAACAUAUAAAGUAAAAUGAAAAGAUUUAACUGA